Oryza sativa Japonica Group (Japanese rice) is the source of this 1161-nucleotide messenger RNA. RefSeq lists its product as uncharacterized. NCBI's taxonomy places the organism in Eukaryota, Viridiplantae, Streptophyta, Magnoliopsida, Poales, Poaceae. The record is from RefSeq and is a predicted model, not a curated record. Gene Ontology annotation, biological process: protein folding. Gene Ontology annotation, cellular component: cytoplasm.
GCCAUUCAGCCGUCCUCUCUCUCUCUCUCUCUCUCUCUCUCUCUCUCUCUCCCCUGUCCUCCCCGAUUCCCAAUCUCGCUCUCAAGUCGCAGCAGCACUCAGCAUCGCGGCGGCCGGGGCCCGGGGCAACGGCGACGAGGCGGCGCGCCGGCAGCGCGGGCGCAUCGGCUCCAAGCAGAUACUCAAAUAUUCCCUGUUAACUAGAGUAUCUUCCCCUUCCCUUGGCGUAAAAGAAAAAAAAUCUCCCGUCUCGUCUCCUCCGCUCCUUGCGCCAUCUCGCUGCUGAACAGGGGAGGGGCGCCGAUCUCCAUCCGGCGAGCAGAGCAGGGGAGGGGGAGGGGAGGGGAUCCUGAGCCUUGACAUGGCAGAGAAAUUGGGACCUGAGAAGCGGCACGCCUUCGUCCACAACGGGCAGAAGGUCUUUGAGUGGGACCAAACACUGGAGGAAGUGAACAUGUACAUUGAGCUCCCCAAGGGUGUGCCCACCAAGCUCUUUCACUGCGCCAUCCAGGCCACUCAUGUUGAGGUCGGCAUCCGCGGCAAUCCACCCUACCUCAACCAUGACCUGACACUCCCAGUGAAGACUGAUUCAUCAUUCUGGACAAUAGAGGAUGGUGAAAUGCACAUCACACUGCAAAAAAGAGAGAAGGGGAAAACAUGGUCAUCUCCAAUACAAGGCCAAGGUAGCUUAGAUCCAUAUGCUGCAGACCAAGAACAAAAACGGCUUAUGCUGCAAAGGUUUCAAGAAGAGAAUCCAGGAUUCGACUUCUCCCAGGCUCAGUUCACCGGAACCUGCCCUGACCCAAGAACCUUCAUGGGUGGAAUUCGCUCUGACUGAAGCUUGGCCCAACGUCAUGUAUCUGGCUAAAUGAUGUUGCUAACCUCACAGUGGCUUGUCAAAUAAUCAAAUGUGGUGGCUGUACAUAUCUCGCAUCUGUAAAUUGUGAAAUUCGCCGGUUUCCUAUGGCUGCCUUUGUGCCUUAGAAAUAAUGGUGAAUGUUUGGCCUAUCAAUCGCCGAGCCAGACGUAGGAUUCUGAAGUUAUUUAUUCACUUAUUGAUCUAGCAUCCUUGAUGAUGUAGUAAGUUUGUGAUCACCAGGUACUUGUGACUGUUCGAAUGAAAAUAUACCAUCUACCCAUGCCGGGUCAUUUCAAAAUUCA